UUGAUUUAAAUCUGGCGUUUUUACAGUUUAUUGCAGAGCAAAAUUGCCCGCCUUGCCUCAAACGAUCGCUUUGUGCCAUGUUGUUUCGUAGCAUCCCAUUACGAAAGAUAACUCUAACCGACGAGUUUUCCCGCCGGUCGCGAGUGAACCCUCUAAAUCUAAGCUCUCUGGUGCAAGUUUGUCCUAAUUCAGAUCUGGCUGGGGCAUGUAUAGUCAUUUUCAUAGCUGCACUGGUACAUGAAGGCCUCAGGCUGCUGGUCAACUGGCUCCAGAUGUUUUCUGCUACACGUCCACCACGCAAGAUGGUCCGACUGGGGAUCCUGGGAUUGACUCAGACGGGAGCAUAUGUGGUGUACCUGUCCCUUAGCUACUGCUUGAUGCUGGUCUUCAUGACAAUGAACAUCUGGUUCUGUCUGGCACUGCUGCUUGGGGCUGGCACUGGUUAUCUGCUGUUCUUCUUUCACCCAGUGGCCAACCGGCUGUUAAACUCCCUCAGGCGUCAUCAAGACAAGUAUGAGGACAUGAAAUCGGAGGUGACGACGAUAUAUGGGUCAAAUGAGAAACAAGCUGAUAACAUUGCCCUAGGUAAUGUGGGCAGUUGUCACUGAAGCAGUAUACAUUUGUAAUUUUAACAUCUGUUCCUGGAAGUGACGUGAGCAAAGAAGCACCAGGUAACAACAGAAACAGUUUGAUAUUUUAAUUGCAUUUAUCUUUUGCUUUUUUCUCAUGUCUAGUUCACGGUAUUUGUCUUUUCCUCUUGUUUUGUUGGCUGCAUUGAAUGUUAAUCAGGUCGCUGGUAACAGCACCGGUCAACAAGUUUUUAGAAUAAUAAUGAUUGCUUAUAGAGCACUGUUCCCGAAUGGCUUCCAGUGCUUUACAAAAUAAAUAAGUAAAUAAUAAAAACUAUUGAUAAUAAAAA
Molecule: messenger RNA, 919 nt
Organism: Pomacea canaliculata
Lineage: Eukaryota; Metazoa; Mollusca; Gastropoda; Architaenioglossa; Ampullariidae
Product: high affinity copper uptake protein 1-like
Exons: 3
Coding region: 78-608 (176 amino acids)
Biological process (GO): copper ion transmembrane transport
Cellular component (GO): membrane
Molecular function (GO): copper ion transmembrane transporter activity
Source: RefSeq, a predicted model, not a curated record